Molecule: messenger RNA, 1437 nt
Organism: Zootoca vivipara (common lizard)
Lineage: Eukaryota; Metazoa; Chordata; Lepidosauria; Squamata; Lacertidae
Source: RefSeq, a predicted model, not a curated record
CAGUCACCACAGACCUUGAGAAGGGAACUUGCUGCUGCAGCCUGGACCAACAAACCAAAGCCAUCCGUUCAACCUUUUCUACUAAACUAGCCGGAUUCAAACCGCCCUAUUAAAAAACAACCCUGAUCCACUCCUGCAGCGGCAAAGUUGAUUUAUUCCCCUCGGCUGGAUCCUAGGCAUGCUUUGACUCAAAGUAUUUCUCCCACGUUCUGCAGGACUUCCAGAGCAGCGAUCCUCUUUACGCACCAGGAGCGAAAGAUCAGCCUGACGUUUCGACGCAUCCCGAGUCCAACCCCCUGCGCACCUCAUCUCCAAAGAGCCUAGCAGCAGUCGAGCCAUUGAAAAGCUGCAGUCAGAGCACACAAGCAGACAACAGCACAUGAAAGACCUGGAGGCGAGGCUAGAGCAAAUACAGGGUCAACUUCAAACCAAGUUAAAAGCUCUGGAUGCUAUUGAGGACAAGAAUGCUUCUCUGCUAGAAGAAAUCUCUACACUGAGAAACAACUUUGGAUAUUUUAAUGGUGCGGUUGGGAACCUUAAAAUUGUUGAAGUUCAUUCGCGUGGCUGUUAUGUGAAGAUACUGAACAGUUCUCCUAAUAAAGAAGAGAGCAUUGGAGAUUAUACACUCCAGCAGAACUUUGGUGGCCAUCCAAUAGCGAUCUUCAAAUUCCCCCCAAAGAUCAGAAUGAAGGCUAAUUCUUCAGUAAUGGUCUGGGCUGCGGAUUCUAAAAGGCCUUCAAACCCUCCAACAGAUUAUCUCUGGAAGGACCUGGACAAGUUUAAACCAGGCCCAGAAUUCACCACUAUCCUUUGCAAUCCUUCUGGGCAGGCUGUCGCUUGGUUUACCCCCAUCAAUUGGAACCAAAAGCAAACAAAGGAAGGAGAAGAGGGUGGCAGAAUCUGCAGAAAUUUAAUACAGCCUAUUAUUGGCAUGCGCCAGCAAAAAGACCGAUGGCAGCCCAGGACGUUUGACAAGUGGCAGGGAAAUGUUGGUCAAAAUCUUACAGGGACAAGUGAACCAGAAUUUAUUCUACGGGAAGAAAAGAUCCCACCCAUCCUGUACCCUGUUCAAAGUUCUUGGUGCCAAUACCCAAGCUCUCCCACACAUCCCCAUUACACUGUGGGAAGAUACAUACCGGCGAGCAUUGAUGGGAGCCACGGGUGCAGCCAAAUUAGAACUGAGCUGGUAAAGCAUGAUCCAGAUACUGGCCUUCUCUGCCCAGGAAGUAGUUAUAGCAUAAAGCCAACAGGAGAUAGUAACAGGAAAAACAGAAUAAGACCAACUCAUUCAGCAGGAGUAAGUAACCAUGACAUGUUUUAUUGUUAUUACAGAUCUAGAGUGUAUGACAACAAAAAAAGACAAAAUCAGUUCACUGCCUCAAGGAGCUUACGCAAUUAAAAGGGGGUGUAGAUGAGGGAGGGAAGUGGAAAACAAGU